UAAUUGUGAGCUUCUACGCCUUUGCUUCUUAGAUUCUCUCUCUCCCUCUGUCUCUCUCUCUACACUUAUUGAGAUUUCAUCUUCAGAUUAUGCAAGAAAAUCGAUUGACGGGUAUAUGCAAAUCGGUGAUGUUCAUUCGAAAUCAGUAUUCACAUAAGAUAUUUUGGCCUGUAAAAACGACUUCGGAUCAAUGUUCUUCCACUGUAGUUCACUGCUCACCCGGCAUGAAACUCCUUUUAUGUAACUUCUGACUUCUUCAACAGAAGGACAAGUGCUCAACGACCCACAUGGGAUUGGGUUUAAUCUGCACACAGAAAGACACGGAAUUUGAAGAAGCCGCAGCAACAAAAUUUUCUAAAUUUCUAUGGAUACACAAUUGGGUAUGAUUGAACAAUCCUUUAAUGUUCGAUACUCGCUUUGGGUCCGCGAAGCGCUCGACGAAUUGCCUGACUGUUUCACGAUCACUGAUCCUUGCAUUUCUGGGCACCCAAUUGUGUUCGCCUCUCGUGGGUUCUUGAAAAUGUCAGGGUAUUCCAGAGACGAAGUGAUUGGGAAGAAUGGGAGGAUAUUUCAGGGACCCAAGACGAAUCGGAGGACGGUGAUGGAGAUUCGGGAGGCCAUUCGAGAGGAGAGGACUGUACAAAUCAAUAUAUUGAAUUAUCGGAAAGAUGGGUCACCAUUUUGGAUGUUGUUUCAUAUGUGCCCUGUUUUCAGUAAGGAGGAUGGGAGGGUGAUUCAUUUUGUUGGAGUUCAGGUCCCGAUUUCGCAGAAACCGAGGCGGUUGAGCAGUGGGUUUGGGAGAAAUGGGGUGAGUUUGGGUGAGGAUGGGACUGGGUGGUCUUGUAGGAGGGAGGUGUGCUCGGAUUCUGUGGUGGAAUUGGGUCGCGUUUUGGCUAUGGAUUCAGUGUUGGAUUCAGAAGAUAGAGAAUUAGAGGUUGAUGAGCCGUGCAAGGCAAGUGAUUUAGAGAAGCGAAAAGCUGUGACUGCUAUUAACAACAUAUUUUCUGUGCUCACUCACUAUAGUGAGGUAACAGGCAGAUUAGUGUGUGGGAACAGAUGUUGCUUGUCUGGGAUGGGUCCUCUGUGUUCAUCAUUAAAUAUAUCUCUUGGUAGAAUCAAACAAAGCUUUGUAUUAACCGAUCCGCACUUACCUGACAUGCCCAUCGUUUAUGCAAGUGAUGCGUUCUUAAGAUUGACAGGCUAUGCUAGACAUGAAGUAUUGGGAUGCAAUUGUAGAUUCUUAGGCGGGGUGGAUACUGAUCCCUCAACUAUAUUUAAGAUAAAGGAAAGCGUACAAACUGAGCAACCAUGCACAGUACGUAUCUUAAACUACAGGAAGGACAAGAGUUCAUUUUGGAAUUUUCUUCAUAUUUCACCUGUUCGGGAUGCUUCUGGCAAGAUAGCAUAUUUUGUCGGGGUUCAGAUAGAUGAAAGUUGUAAGAAUAACGAUAAACAAGGGCUGAGCCCAAAGAUGAGGCAGCUUAGUGUCAUCGGUGCAGUUAAGGUUGCAGUAAGAAGUUCAUCAAUGGCUGCUGGAGCCUCCAAGUCGUAGUUUCUAUAUUCUUGGCUUUGAUUACUUGCUUUCUAUUUAAUAUCUUUGAUCUUUAGACAGUUAUAUAUUUCAUUUACAAUCUCACCUAGCAGUAGGUUGAAGGGUUAUCCACAAAAUUAGGUGGUUGUAGCUGGGUUGUUAAGCUCGCAUUAUUUAUGUAUAUAUAGUUUUAUUCUGUAAUUGAAACUGAACGCGGAUCAUCUACUAUCGGUUAUCCGGACAGUCCACGUUGAUGAUUAUUGAGAAUGUGUGCACGAUUGAAUCAUAAUUGUAUCUAUUACGCGAAUAGUCAAAGGGAGAUGAUUGUAGCAAUUGGUGUAGAACACAUUGAUCAUAUGGUAAAGCUAUUCUAAUUACUGGA
Cornus florida is the source of this 1913-nucleotide messenger RNA. RefSeq names its product protein TWIN LOV 1. Bases 365 to 1552 code for a protein of 395 amino acids. NCBI's taxonomy places the organism in Eukaryota, Viridiplantae, Streptophyta, Magnoliopsida, Cornales, Cornaceae. The record is from RefSeq and is a predicted model, not a curated record. Gene Ontology annotation, cellular component: nucleus. The transcript is spliced from 8 exons.